Molecule: messenger RNA, 1174 nt
Organism: Sinocyclocheilus rhinocerous
Lineage: Eukaryota; Metazoa; Chordata; Actinopteri; Cypriniformes; Cyprinidae
Product: kinesin-like protein KIF1B
Exons: 9
Coding region: 63-1130 (355 amino acids)
Source: RefSeq, a predicted model, not a curated record
AUAAAGUGACUGGAAUCUAUGAGCUUAGCUUGUGCAAAAUAGCUGACACAGGAAGCCCAGGUAUGCAGCGACGGAGACGGAAGGUUCUGGAUACAUCUGUGGCGUAUGUGCGAGGAGAGGAGAACCUGGCAGGCUGGAGACCCCGAGGAGACAGUCUGAUCCUGGAGCACCAGUGGGAGCUGGAGAAACUCGAGCAGUUGCAUGAGGUGGAGAAGACAUGUCACCUGCUGCUGCUCCGUGAGAAACUGGGUGAGACGGCUCCUCCUAAAUCCCUGAGCGACUCUCUGUCUCCCAGUCUGAGCAGCGGCACCCUCAGCACCUCCACCAGCAUCUCCUCCCAGAUCUCCUCCACCACCUUUGAGAGCGCCAUCACACCCAGUGAGAGCAGCGGAUACGACUCCACAGACAUCGAGAGCUUGGUAGACCGCGAGAAGGAGCUGGCCACUAAGUGCCUCCGGCUCCUGACACACACUUUCAACAGUGAAUACAACCAGAUGUACAACAGCAUCAGUGACUGCAAGUUGUCGGAUAUCUCUCCUAUGGGCCGUGACCCAUCCGUCACCAGUUUCAGCAGUGCUACUCUCACACCCUCCUCCACCUGCCCCUCUUUGUCAGACUCUCGGACCCCUGAAGCUAACUCUCGUGCCACCAGCCCCUCAUGCUCAGACUAUGAGAACUUCCCCAUGGUGCCCAUUCUGGAAACGUCCUACCUGGCCCGCGCCGGCAAACACGAGUUCCUCAACCUUGUGCCUGAUAUUGAGGAAAUGAGACCUGGGUCUGUGGUAUCAAAGAAGGGAUUCCUCAGUUUCAUGGAGUCCCGUUCCAACUCCUGGGUGAAGCACUUUGUGGUGGUUCGACGGCCAUACGUGUUCAUCUACAACAAUGACAAGGACCCAGUAGAGAGGGGAGUGCUGAAUUUAUCCACUGCCCAGGUGGAAUACAGUGAAGACCAGCAGGCCAUGCUCAAGACACCUAAUACAUUCGCCGUGUGCACCAAGCACAGAGGGAUCCUCCUCCAGGCCAACAAUGACAAAGACAUGAACGACUGGCUGUACGCCUUUAACCCACUGCUAGCAGGAACAAUAAGGUCCAAGCUGGCGAGGAGACGGUCCAGUCUGAUGAAGAACUGAACGAGUGUACACACGCACAGAGAUAGUGCUCAUUUCUCAGUAUU